CCCAAGUCAUGAUCGGAGGAAUGGAAACGUUGGUGCAGGCUGUGCACGAUGCGCGCCAGCCGAAGGACUUUUAGCCGGGCUUAAUCAAUAUUUCCACCGUCCAAAUUUAGUGGGUCAGCUACUCCCAUCGCACAGCGGCCAGGGGGAAUCAUCCCGCGGUUGGAUUUGCAUUGCAAAUCUCAGUCUCAUCUCGUUUUCUGUGUGGGGGAGUAGGUGGGGUGCCUCUGCCAUGGGCCAAGUCCGUUCGCGGCUCAAAAAGAUGGGAGCCGGGGUGUCGGCGGUGGAGAGCUUCACGGACCUGCAGAGGCGCGCGUCCGAGUCCGACGACGAGAGCGAGGACUUCACGGUGAAGCACCUGUUCCAGGCCGCCGAGAGGGGCGACCUGCGCACCAUGAAGAGGAUCGUGGAGGAGAACAGAAUCCCCAUCGAUAUAACAGACAACAGUGCGUGUACCCCGCUGUUCAUGGCUGCUAAGGAUGGCCACCAUGAAUGUGUCUCUCUGCUGCUGAGGCAGGGGGCUCUGGCAGAUGGCCUCCGAGAUGUGAGUUCCUCAUGGACCCCCCUGUGGAUUGCAUCUUGUGGUGGACAUACAGAAUGUGUCAGACUUCUAAUAGAUGCAGGUGCCAACCUAGAGUGCAAGUACCCAGAGACACCGCUGUAUGUGGCAACCAGGGAGGGCCACGCCCCUGUUGUGAAGCUUCUCCUACAGGCUGGAGCACUAACAGAAUUUUCUGGAAUUCCCCACCAUUCUCUGAUCGAAGCGGCCAUGCAUGGCCAUAGGGACUAUCUGGAGUGCAUCCAUCUGAUUGCCUUGUCGGGAUGUGACUUAGAUGAACCUGUUAACCAGUACCAGCAGACUGCACUGCACCUCUGCAGUAUCAACAAGAACGGAGCCUGCAUGAACACGCUGUUGGCACACGGGGCCUCUGUCAACGUAACAUCAAACUACUUUCUGGUUGGUGUGACACCGUUACACUUGGCCACCAAGUCAGGAUGUGAACACUUGAUCAAGUUGUUGGUCACCCACGGGGCAGACGUGUACCUUACAGAUGAGAAUGGGCGGAGAGCUUCUGACUGGGCUAACUCUGCCGGCAAAAAUACCGGCUGCUAUCGGUACCUGAAAUAUGCAGAAAGUAACCCCCGACCCCUGGUGUACCUGGCCAGGUGGGCAGUGCGGAAGACGCUGGGCAGGAAAAGACUGCAGCACAUCAACAACCUGGCUGUCCCACCUAACCUGGUCAGCUUCCUCUGGUACAAAACCAACUAGUGAGGGAGGCAGCCAUCUUUGAUAGGACAUUUUCUGGCCUCAAAGGCUGCUGGAAGAUAAUAUUGAUAUCAUGGUCUAAUCAAGUUUGGGAAUACAACAUGAGCUUAUUGAGUGUGUCAAGUACUUUUGUGUAUGCAACAGGGAAGAGAGAUUGGCUCUUUCAGUGGCUAUUAUCCAAGACUUCAUUCUUCUUUUGUAUAGCUUUGAGAACAACAGAAAUAGAUAGAUGCUGGUAGUUUGAACCAAUUUGUCUGAAAUUUUCAAUACAAGAAAUUGUAUCGUGAUAAACAUAUGCUUGAAUAAUAGAACAACGGCCACAACCUGUUAGUUAUCUGUGCAAAACAAUCCUCAGCUGGCAUCUUCCAGAAUAACGAUCACAUCAAAUGUAGGUGCUGUUCCGAAUAUAACAUUAUGUGUAGAUUUUCUAAAUUGAUGUCUCCAGUUGCAUUUUGAUGAUUCAGAAUGAUGUAAUGGUUACUG
Molecule: messenger RNA, 1747 nt
Organism: Branchiostoma belcheri (Belcher's lancelet)
Lineage: Eukaryota; Metazoa; Chordata; Leptocardii; Amphioxiformes; Branchiostomatidae
Product: serine/threonine-protein phosphatase 6 regulatory ankyrin repeat subunit A-like
Exons: 4
Coding region: 230-1267 (345 amino acids)
Molecular function (GO): protein binding
Source: RefSeq, a predicted model, not a curated record